This is a messenger RNA of Monosiga brevicollis MX1, 4385 nucleotides long. RefSeq lists its product as uncharacterized. The coding region runs from base 183 to 4385 and encodes 1400 amino acids. NCBI's taxonomy places the organism in Eukaryota, Choanoflagellata, Craspedida, Salpingoecidae. The transcript has 18 exons. The record is from RefSeq and is a predicted model, not a curated record. Gene Ontology annotation, molecular function: protein binding. Gene Ontology annotation, cellular component: endoplasmic reticulum; Golgi membrane; endoplasmic reticulum membrane. Gene Ontology annotation, biological process: endoplasmic reticulum to Golgi vesicle-mediated transport; retrograde vesicle-mediated transport, Golgi to endoplasmic reticulum.
CGCUCUGCCGCUUGUCGUUGAUUUUGUGAAACGGCAGCCCCCGUUCUCCCGGGCAGCUCAGUGAGGAGCGCCGUGUGCGCGUGUGCGUGUUCCUAGGGAAGCCGCGAUCCUGUAACGAGGCUUGGGUAGGGAGAUACGGGCCAAGGGAACGGUGCUGCUGUGGGUGGCUCGUGACCAGCGCGAUGCGGCGGUUAAAUCGACGUGAGCGCCUGCAGGAGCAGGUCAAGCAGCUGGACGUGUUCCCCAAAGUGGAGCCCGACAUGGACAUUCAGACGACCUCCAUCUCCGGUGCCGUUGUCACCAUCAUUGUCGGGUUGGCCAUUGUCGGCCUCAUCUUUACCGAGCUCAUGUAUUAUCGCACGGUGGAUGUGGUGUACGAGUACGCGGUGGACACGGACCUCGAUCCGCAUAUGAACUUGACGGUGGACAUGACCAUCGCCAUGCCCUGUGAGAAUUUCGGGGUGGAUUACAUUGACGUCUCGGGCCGGUCGACCGAUGCGCUACAGUUUAUGGCGGUGGAGCCAGCCCACUUCAAGCUCUCCCCCAACCAACAAGAAUGGCUCGAUCAAUGGGCCGAGGUCAAGGCUCAGGAGGGCAGCAAGGGGUUGGACUCGCUUCAUCGUUUCCUGUAUGGAUCCAAGCGUGAGCCAAUGCCAACUGCGGCGCCAGAGAUUGACGCAGAGCCCGAUGGCUGCCGGGUGCAUGGCACCAUGCCCGUCGCGCGAGUAUCCUCCAACUUUCACUUUUCCGCGGGCAAAAGUGUUCACCACGCCUCGGGCCACGCCCACGUGCCGAUUGACCCCAACCAAAAGACUAUCAACUUUAGCCACCGCAUUGACCGCUUCUCCUUCAGCUCGGAGCAACGAGGGGCCAUGGCGUUGGAUGGUGACAUGAAGGUAUCCGACUCGAACAAGCAAUUGUUCCAGUACUUUCUGAAGGUGGUUCCCACGACGACCAAACGCAUGGACGAGGCCGAGCCCUUUCGAUCCAACCAAUAUUCUGUGACGGAGCAACACCACAUUUUGGCGGCUAACGAACGCAAGCUUCCAGGCAUUCAUUUCAAGUAUGAAAUUGAGCCUAUUGGCGUCCUGGUCCAUGAACAGGCUGUUUUGGACAAGCGUCAGCGACAGCUGGUGCCGAGCGUUGUGGCGACGCUACGUGGAUUUCUUCUUCAGGAGCCUCGUAAGUUGCCUGCGUUUGUGAGUCGCAGUAAUCAGGAGCAGCUCGUCGAUUACUUGGAACAUGGGCAAACUCUCAUUGCAACCUGCUGGGUUGACACGACUGACGAUGUUUUUGGCCAGCUGCGCCGCUGGCUCGUUAGCAAAGCGUCGGCCUUUCUGCUGGCUACCAACAAGGAUGGCAUGAAUGUGCUCACCCUUCUGGCGCAGCAUGGCCGCCUGGAGCGUGUGCAGCUAGUUCUCGAGCUGAAUCCAGAGCUCAUCGCCACUCUUCUAUUGCCGCCUCGAGCCAAGGCGCGGACCGCCAAGGUCGCGACCAAGGCAUCACCUCGAGCCAACCCGCGAGCAAAUGCCGCUUCCAGCCAGGAAGCGGGGCCUCGCUCGCGGUUACGUCCCCAACGUUCUACCCCAACCCUCGCACUUGCCCCUCAAGCGGGCCGUUCAACAAGCCGCCCGUCGAGUCGUGGUCAAAAACCGUCUCGCGCUGCUGCCCCCUCAUCAAGAGGGCCCGUGCCGACACCCAUUGAAGCCGCUUUGGAAGCUGGUCAUCAUGACGUGGCCCUGCUACUGCUACAGGCGGCCCGUUCCCACGUCCAGCCCGCAGACCUGACACGCCUGCUGGUUCCGCCCCGCCUGGACGGCCUUUCGUUGCUACACCUAGCAGCCCGUCAAGGUGCCACUGAUGUGUGCCAGUUGCUCCUACAAGCCCACACUCCUGACCUGAACGAUACCUGCAAUCGCACGCCAAGUCCCUUUGCUUUGGCACGACGACACCAACACGAGGCUACCAGCCGGCUAUUAGCUGGCCAUGUACUGCUCCCGGUCCUCGCGGCCUUUGCAGCCCGCCGCAUUCUGGAUCGUCGCGAAGCCGCAGCUGCCAAAAUUCAGCGGUGGUUCUCAGCGGUCCGGCAUGUCCGUGCAGCUCGGGCCCAACUGGAGCGUCUACGUGCCUUCCAAGCAGAGCUUACUACUCAGCUGCGUCUCCUGGACCAGGGCUCGCUGGAGGUCUCGGAUCAACUCGACGUGCUCAUGAAACAAGCCACAGAGUUGCAGAUGACUUAUCUUGUCAGCCGCUUGACCUCGGGCGCGAUGGCCUUGACUGAGUCCCAGCUCCAUGCCACUCUCUCAAAGCUCGAUACAGCCCUGCAGGCGACGGACGAUUUAGCAACCAAGCUGCCGGCUGAGGCGCCGGCAUGGUUUGCCCUGCUCUUUGGGCGGGAACCGCGUCGCGUGCUGCAAGCUCUCCUGCCACGCCUUGCACAGCAGCCCAACUUUCUUUCAGCCUUGUUUCUGCUUGCCACGACCGAGUUGAACACGCCAGCCGUCCAUAAGCUCGCGCUGCACGAGACAAGUGCUGCUCAAAUCCUUUGUGCGAUGCAGCCUGCUCAGCUUUGCGUCUGUCUGUCAGAUUGCCGCAUCAUGACCGCUCGCGCGCGCCUCACCCUUGAGGAUCUGAUCACGGCCAAGAUCAAGGCCCUCAAGCCUGCCGGCGAUGGUGACAAUGAACAGCUCGCCAGCUCGCUGCCGCACGCGACAAUCAUUUGGCUGCGUGAGGUGGUUGCUGCAAGCCCUGUUCGCAAGCAUGUCUACAAGUGUUUGCUGUGGGGAUGCUUUGAGCGAAUGGGCCUUGCCGGCCUGCAGCUUUUGAUGGAUGCCGACAUACCUCUGGUCGAACUCGACGAUAAUUGCCUCGAUCAAGUCCUUCGCCACCUGGGCCCCAAUGUCGAGCGCCAUGAGCAGCUUGUCUGUUUUGUGCAAAUGGCCUGUCAGCAUUAUGCCAUGACCAAUCGCUUCAAGGAGUGUACCAUCAUGGCACGACUGAUGCGAGUCUGGGCCACUGAGAAGCGCCCUGUUCGCCGCUGGAUCAACGAGGAUCCUGCCUUGGCAGCGAAAUUGGCUCGCAUGUAUCUGCGAAAUCAUUUUCCUCUCAGUGCCAUCGAGCUUGCAACGAUUGUUCAACAUUUUGCAGACCAGUGGGACCUUGUGCAGGCUUGUCUUCGCAUUAGCUUUGGUGGCCAACCCCAAACAUCUUGGGAGGUUGUUUGCGCCCAGGCUAAUGGCUUGAUCUGUGAUGAAUAUGCUCUGGUCGUGGUCCAGGCUGCCGCCCAUUGGUUGCCCCACGUCUAUGAUCAGACGCUGCCUGAGGCAGACGCCGACACCCGUGCUGCUCAGCGCGUGCUACAGACAACCCUAGAGGCUUGGAUCAAGCAACAAUGUCUCAAACAAGGCAUUGUCAGCCUGUUUAAAAUGUGCACCCCCACUGAAGGGGAGGUGCUCACAUUGAACUCACAUUUGCGCCGUGAAGUCGGGCUCUUGGCUGGUCUGCCCAUGCCCGAGGCACUUCCCAUGAAUUUGGCGGAUCGGUCCGCGUUUUCUGCACUCAAGAUUUUGUGCAUGUUUGCCGUGUCUAAUGACAUUGACCUCUUGAAGCAGCUGCAAGACGCGCCCGUUGAUUACUACUCGAUCACUGUGCUACUGCAGCUCAAGUAUGCCGCGCCUGACGAGUUUGCCCGUCUGUACCGAGCAGGGGUUGGGUCCCACUUGCUGACGUAUCUGCGAGAGCAUCAACCUGUAUGGGGGGCCGAGGGGUUCCCGUAUGCUAGUGUCGUGCUUUUAGUCUCGGGCGACUCGGCCUUUGAGGAGGAGCUGCGCAUGGAGAUGCUCUUGACGCUUGCGCCACGACGCGAGGGCUUGCGUGCCCUCCGUGAAUUCAACACACUAUUUACAUGCCUACGCCCGGGUGACAUCUCUUGUCGCAUUUGCGAAGAGCAGAUUGCCUUUGCCAGUCUGGUUGGUAUGGGACGCCAGACCAGUGGCGGCGAGCACUACUCCAAGGCCGUGUGCCGGCAUCGUUGCUGCAAGGAUUGUCGCUUCCGGCAUGCCAAAGCCUGUGUCGAAGGCGGACAAACGACUGUACGGUGCCCCUUCCCCGAUUGCACCUAUGUCUUCUACCCCGACGAUGUACGAGGCAUCCUGCGGCGCGAUUGCAUCAUUCUUGGCCGCUACACCAAGCUGUUGAAGACGCAGCACGAAGCACAGCUCAAGGCCAUGCGGCAUGAUUUUCAUGCCGAUUACGAAGCUCUUGUUCAACAUUGCCGGUUUUGCCCCAGUUGUCGAGUUCCCAUUGAACGGUCAGACGGUUGCGACGCCAUGCGUUGCAUCUGCGGAACAACCUUCACCUGGUCUUCAAUUGCCCCGCGGUCGUAA